GCAAAUUUCUGGAGUAAAAUAAUUGGUAGUUAGACAAAAAAGUGUGAAAGGGUUAGAUUUUGGGAGUUUAUUUCGAAUUUAGACUACCGUUUGAGUUAAGGGAUACUCUUGGGCGGAGUAAUAUUUCGGGGUUCAUUCACUGGGUGUUCAGGAACGUGACACAACACUACCUUGGUGUGUAUUCACAACUUCUCUGCUGCCGCGACCACGAGGCUUCACUUUGACUCCGUCCCGAGGAAGACUGAACGGCUACGACGGUACCGGACGAGUCCCGCGAGCUACAUUGAGGGAAUGUGGACGAGGUGACGUACUUUCCCGGACAUUUGUGUUGAGUUGGCCAAUAUGUUGCUGAAGGUGAGACGUGGAGGGACAAAAAAAUAUGUCAAACUGGAAGAAGUCCACUUCUAAGACUUCAUCAGAGCAGUGCAACAGAAGUUUCUCAUACCAGAAAACACAAUGCUGAAAGUCACCGAUGAGCAAGGCAUAGAGGUGGAUGAGGAUGUCUUUCCUGAAGUGGCAACAGUCCAAGACAUUUGUUUUGUCAUCUACACUGAUUAUGACCUCCCACUGGCAGAAUCAUCCAAAAACAUGGAUGACUGCUCCAACCUGACAGAAUCUGUUGACUGCUCCAACCUGACCGAAUGUGUGAUACUUACAACAUGUGAUCUUACCAACCUGCAGCAACAUGGUGAAGGUCCCUUUUCUCCAAGUUGUACAGAUACAUUGUCUGUCUCAACCUCAAGCGGCCUAAGCAGUGACACAAGUGAUGCUGGAUGUGAAAGGAUUCAACCUAUGAGGGAGAGUACCCGAGCAAGAAAUAUGGUGGAGCAGGUUCUAACUUCUAAGCCGGCAGGGUUGACUGUGAUCAAAGAGUACGACGAUACUGGGAGUCUGAAAGAUUCCACCAGGCGAUUAAUGGUGAACAUCAUUGUAGCUCACAUGUGUGAAAAGGAAGGGAGAGGUGUAAGUAAAGCGACGAAGGAGUUCCAUGCACUUGGGAUUGUGUCACUUUUCCCAUCUCUUAAGGACCCUUACUCAACAAAAGGAUAUGAACAUUUCUAUGACAUUCAGAGCAACAAAGGCUUUCUCGAGUGGCGUCUCAAGACUGUGCAACGCCAAUCCAAACCCACGUCAACGUCAACAUUCCAUGACAGAGUGGAGCUACAAGGAGGUCCAACAUCAUCCAGAAGUUUUGGUUCCAUAAACGACCUGCAAACAGGAGACGACUGUAUGGAAGCCAUGUCUCUUCUUCACCACACCACUGACCAUGACCUAGUCUUCCAGAAGAUGAGAGAAACUUUCCACUAUCGUCAACAGAUGAUCCAUGACCAACAGCAAUCUGCCAACAUACUUCAAAUGUUUCCUCGUUUCUUGGACACUAAGAUUCUGCAAGAUUUCUCAUUGAUGUUCGGAGCCGAAACUGCAUCCAGGUUCCUGGAAAGAUGGAACAGCGGUUUUAAAGACAAAGUCCUACGAGAGGCCAGGGACCUUAGAGAGACUCCUCUUCUGAAAAAUCAGCUGAAAUCUGCGCUGUGUAUUAAAGCACCUUAUCAUUGAAUACCACCAACUCUUUAAAGAACUGUACCCUUCAAACAACCUGAUUCCAAAACAUCAUUUCAUGGUCCAUUAUCCGAGGUGCAUUCGGAAAAUUGGACCACUUAUUCAUAUUUGGACUAUGAGAUUCGAAGCGAAACACACAUUUUUCAAAGAUUGUGUAAAGAACUUCAAGAAUUUGACAGUAUUACUUGCGAAAAAACACCAGUUUGCAUUAGCUUAUCAUUGGGAAUGCUUGACUUUAAAACCAGUUCAGUCUGGUCCAGUUAAAAUGUGUGUACUUGAAACACAAGACUAUACAGAAGAUAUACUGGUUUACUGAUUACUGGCUUCCGGUAACUGCUAGAAUCCACUUCAAGACACUGGUACUUGCUUACCAUGCUGCGAAUGGAUCUGGCCCUUCCUACAUCCAGGACAUGGUUAAACCGUACAC
Molecule: messenger RNA, 1987 nt
Organism: Gymnodraco acuticeps
Lineage: Eukaryota; Metazoa; Chordata; Actinopteri; Perciformes; Bathydraconidae
Exons: 10
Coding region: 457-1557 (366 amino acids)
Source: RefSeq, a predicted model, not a curated record